GGCAUGUCAACAUGAAAUUACAUUUCCAAAAUUCACUAUGCCGUCAUAAAUAUAAAUAUAAAUCUUUUCAAAACGCAAGCCUAGGCAGCUAGCCGUCAACCAUGGUAACUGUUUUUAAAAGAGGCUCAGUAAGUUUCUGAUCACAAUGUCAAAAUGCAACAAAGUGAAAAACCCAUGUAAGAUAUGCUUAGGACCUGUAACGUGCAAGAACGGCUUACAAUGCCAUGGUGCCUGCCAGAGUUGGGCGCACUACAAGUGCCUGAAUUACACCCCUGGCAAAAUCAAGGAUAUAAAGGCCGGAAUCAUAAAAGUAACAUGUCCCUGCCCAGACUGCAGGACGAGCAUGCCAAAAGAAUACAGAACGGACACGGCAUACAGUUGUAACAAUUCUCAAUGCCCAGCAAACAGACCACCCAAGUGUGAUAAUACGCAGUGCCCAAUCAAUAGCGAUCAGAAGUGUGGGCGACCGAAAGUGCCCAGUUGUGCUCUCGGUACAUGUGGUAAUGAAUGCAAGCAGUACAGUAGUAGCCAUCAAAUGAGUAAUGGUGGCUGUCCACCUCCACUGCCGCCGCCGUGCAAUCAGUACAGCAGCGCGCCAUCUCCGAUGUCAUCUUCCGACGCCUGCCUAUCCUCCGAGAGAUGUGCAUCUGGCUGCUCGUCUACGAAUGAUAUUCACGGAGACGGUGGUAUGUUUCAGGGCAGCACGCCUUCCUUUCAUGUUGUCGAACAAAUGUGUAACACUGUUGGCCAACUCACGAAUCAAAUAAAUGAACUUAUGAUGCAGAUGAAGGAAGUAGUUAACAGUAAUAGGGGGGGUGCGGGCGGUGGUGGGGGUGGGUGUUGUCCACCACCUAAAGCAACUUGUCAACAAAAAGGACCAAAAUCGAUGUGUCCAAAGCCUUGCUUCUGCCCGGGAAACCCAGCCAGACGAAAUUGAUAAGAUGAUUAAAUAUAUGGGUGCUUUACAUCCCCUGUCUCUUAUCAAUUUAUUAAUAGUUUUUGUCCUCAUUACUUGUAAGCAGGUCUGCGUUUUUAAUGCAAAGUUAAAGUGUAUUAUUCGUUUUUUACGUUUAAUUCACUGCUCAGGACUUGUUGUGAGCAUUUAAG
Messenger RNA from Spodoptera litura, 1107 nucleotides. RefSeq lists its product as uncharacterized. Lineage: Eukaryota; Metazoa; Arthropoda; Insecta; Lepidoptera; Noctuidae. The record is from RefSeq and is a predicted model, not a curated record.